GGCGGCAUGAUGGGUGGCAUGGGUACAUCCAUGUCGUCCCGGAUGGGCGAGCAGACCUCUGUCUUUGCGAAAAUGCAGGGAAUGAACACAGGGAUGCACGCCGGAAUGGGCAGCAUGGGCAAUAGCAUGGCCAACAACAUGGGUGGCAUGGGUGGCAGCAUGGGUAUGGCUCGCAAGGGUGGCAAGGGUGGCAUGGCGGGAAUGGGGAUGACCGGCAUGGCCAAUAUGGGUGGCAUGAUGAACUCCGGCAUGAGUGGUAUGGGUGGAGGCAUGGGCGGAGGCAUGGGCGGCAUGUGUGGCCAGGGGAUGCAGGCCAUGGGGGGGAUGGGUAACAUGGCCCAAGGCAAUGAGAAGGGGAAGAUGGGCUCAGGAGGAAUGUGUGGCAUGGGCAUGGGGCCCAUGGGCAAAGGCAUGGGGAAGCAAAUGGGCUGCAAGGGCGACGGCUCCAAUGGUUGUGGCAACCAAG
Molecule: messenger RNA, 466 nt
Organism: Symbiodinium pilosum
Lineage: Eukaryota; Dinophyceae; Suessiales; Symbiodiniaceae
Source: the annotation of a GenBank genome assembly